GUCGUUUAGUAGGACCUGUAGAAAUUUUUAUGCGAAAAGCUCUUGACCUUCUUCGUGAUGUUCGCUCUCUCGGUGGUGCUCCUGUCGCAUCCCUACGCUGUACUUAGCCAGCAUAGGGUUUACGGAGAUCAUGGGGCCUUAAUGAUCUCAAGCCCAAAUCAUAAGCCCAGACAUAUACUUCCAUAUAAAAGUCCCGCUUACAUAGGCUCUUUUGGGACACAAAGGCAGCGGUAUGCACAUCCACAAAUACCCCUGCGCGCAGCCCACCACAGCGAUGGACCGUGUACCAAUUACGUGAGCGACAACGGGGAGAUCUCCAUAGAUGAUAGGUCAAAACAUCGCGUUCACCAGGGUGCAGUAGAACCCCACGGAAGUCCAAGAGGUUCAGGAAAUGACGGUGAUCAUGAAAAUGAUCGCGCCUACCGCGUGUACUACAAUCGGCGAACAAGUGGGCAUCACGGAAGAGACGAUGGAGCUUCGGGGAACCCUGAUCUGGUUGGCCAUGACGAAGGACAUGCGGAAGAAGAACCAUACGGGCCUUCAGAGCCCCACGAAGCUGAUUAUGGACCAAGACCGGAUGGAGACCACAGAUACGACAUCCCCAAUGAAAUCGAUUAUAACGACUACUACGAUGCACCACAUCGAGCUUAUGGCGGUAACUCUAAUGAGCAUCCUUAUCGGAUGGAUGGUGGAGGUCAUCAUGAAGGACCUCGACAUAGCGAUGGUAUUUAUGGCGACGAAGACCAUGACGCUGGGCCUUCUGGCGUCUUCAACCAUUGUGGAGGACAUGAAAAAGACGAUUCUCAUAGAACAAGUGGAUAUGAGGGACCUUACCAUGGUGAUCAUGGCAAGCAUCGUGGCUACCAUCAAGGGCACCGCCCUCGUCACGUCGUUCGACACGCCCGCCCGCAACGACAGCAUAGAACGCAGACGCAUCAUGGAACUCAUCGUAAAGGCCAGAUAGGACAUGAUCACCUGCCUGUCCGUACCAUGAAACAUGAACACCAUCAUCCUUUGGUUGACUAUCACCUUCUGGCCGUACAAAGGCAUAGCGGCCAUCUUCCUGGUCAUGGUAUUUUGCAUCAUGGUGCUAUGAGCCACAAACACAGGAACAUUGUAGUCGGCAAACCUGUGAAACUUACGAAUGAUAUGCAUGGAGAAUACAGUCAUUCCCUUCCGCUGCCAAUGGUGAUCAGCGAAAAACCGUUGAUAUUAUCAGGCGAUCGUUCUCAGCACCUUAUAGUCGACCUUGGCGAUGCUACGCCUUUGACUGAUCAUUACGAGCUGGCGCAGCCGGUCAAAAACGCGUGGUUUCGUGGAAACGGUGAUGGACCCACUAUCUGAAAACGAAUCACCCCAGAGCGAUUGCCUAAUGGAGACUAUUGUUCACAACAGUGUGUGUGCCUUUGAUAUAUAAGAAUGCCUCACUAAAAAGAACAUAGAUAUAGCCCGUUAUUUUCCUGUAUUUUCCGGAA
This is a messenger RNA of Varroa destructor (honeybee mite), 1475 nucleotides long. RefSeq lists its product as uncharacterized. The record is from RefSeq and is a predicted model, not a curated record. Lineage: Eukaryota; Metazoa; Arthropoda; Arachnida; Mesostigmata; Varroidae.